CGCACUGGAAACCUAGCUACGUUCUGCUUGUUGUUUUUGAAUGUAAUAUUGCCAUUCGCCCGUGUCACUCUAUCACGCUAUGGAGAUCAAGAAAACAGACGGAUGAACUGCGUUUAAAAAAAUAGUGCCUGAUCUGCCUGCACAGCCUGAUCCCUACCUCGGUCCCCGUGCUGUGCAACACACUGCAAGCGAAGAAAAUCUCUAAUAAAACCAACACCUUUGCACCACCUUUAAUAUGAUCUACAUAGAAAUACUCGUCCCAACAUGAUAUCCACUUAAAGGGAAGAUGGCUUGCCGAGUGUGCCAAGAAAGGGUCCCGCGCAUUAAUACACAUUGUAGUUUGGGGGGUAAAUAUAAACCACGUGGGUGUCGGCCAGCCAAUAGUGUGCCGGGGAGCCCGCAGAAAUAAUUACCUGCCUUGAUUGUUCUGUGAGCAGAUACAAAAAAAAAAGUACACAUACACCCGUCCAUACAAUAAUCUGAUGAAUGUAAAAGAGACGGCAAACCACACCAUGUCGACCACAGGUCCCAUAAGCAACUAUUACGUAGAUUCUUUGAUUAGCCACGAAAGCGAAGAGGCGCUGACAUCAAGAUUCGCCGCAGCUACCGGAGCUCACACUGGGGGUCCCCGGACAGCCGGUUUGGUCCCGGAGUGUACCGACUUUCCCUCCUGCAGCUUUGCGCCCAAACCCACCGUGUUUACCUCGUCCUGGGGCCCCGUGCAUUCGCAAUCUCCGGUCGUGUAUCACCCCUACACACACCAGCCGCACAUAGGAGCCGAUUCCAGGUAUGUGCGCUCCUGGCUGGAGCCUAUCUCCGGCGCCGUCUCCUUCCCUAGCUUCCCAGCCAACAGCAGGCAUUACGGGCUUAAGACUGACUCUUUUCCCGGGCGGAGACCCGGGGACUGCACCGCCGCGGACGGGAGAACCUACUCGGAUUAUCUGUACAGCUCCUCAGCAGACGUCAGGGACAGAACGCCGCAGAUCAACAUUCCUUCCCCGGAAUCGGAGGCGACAGUAUCCGGCAAACACAAAGAGGACAAGACAGAAUUAGACCCAAACAAUCCGGUGGCGAAUUGGAUCCACGCUCGCUCCACUAGAAAGAAAAGAUGCCCCUACACCAAAUACCAAACCCUGGAACUGGAGAAAGAGUUUCUAUUCAAUAUGUACCUCACACGGGACCGGCGCUAUGAAAUGGCCCGGGUUCUGAAUCUAACUGAACGCCAAGUCAAAAUAUGGUUUCAGAACAGGAGGAUGAAAAUGAAGAAACUCAAUAAGGAAAAGAAUGACGUCAAAGCGCAGUGACGUAUUCGGCCAUCAAAAAUAACAGCGACGACAAAAUCGUCUUAUAUUUUAAUUUCACUCUUAUUUUUUUAUUUUUGUCACCGUGCACCUGUCAUGCUUUUUGACUUUGAAUGUGCAAAGCGAGGUUCGAUGAGGUUUAGAUUUACAGACACAAACCGGGCAGUAUUUGAACCGCAGUCUUAUCAAACAGCUGCAUCUAAUUAAAAAAAAAGUACUUGAAUGUAUUAUUAUUAUUAUUAUUAUUAUUAUUAUUAUUAUUAUUAUUAUUAUUAUUAUUAUUAGUGUUGUUGUUGUUGCAAUUAAUGAUUAUUUUUUUCUUUGUAACUUAUGAGCGUCCUGUGCUUAGUUUAUUUUCCCAACGUUUGUAAGUUCCGCACUUGCAUAUUUUGUACAAAACACACACACACACGAGAAAAUGGCAGGAAUGUUUAUAUGUACGUGUCGAUGUCUUGUGUGAGGUAAUAGUUUUUCAUGUACUUAUUUGUGUGUUUUAUCCAUUCUUCUCACUACACCUUGUAAUAUGAUGUCCUGCUGUACACUGUAGCUCUAUUUAAAUAUACCCGACGUCACCAGA
Acipenser ruthenus (sterlet) is the source of this 1878-nucleotide messenger RNA. RefSeq names its product homeobox protein Hox-C9a-like. The record is from RefSeq and is a predicted model, not a curated record. The transcript has 2 exons. The coding region runs from base 483 to 1304 and encodes 273 amino acids. NCBI's taxonomy places the organism in Eukaryota, Metazoa, Chordata, Actinopteri, Acipenseriformes, Acipenseridae. Gene Ontology annotation, molecular function: RNA polymerase II cis-regulatory region sequence-specific DNA binding; DNA-binding transcription factor activity, RNA polymerase II-specific. Gene Ontology annotation, biological process: anterior/posterior pattern specification; embryonic skeletal system morphogenesis; DNA-templated transcription. Gene Ontology annotation, cellular component: nucleus.